CUUCACAAGAGUUCAUUAGGUGUCUAUCCCCAUCACAGCUCUGCCUCGCCCAGUGCCCAAAUAAAAAGAAUAUCUGGGCCACUUUCUUACGAUUUUUCCGUUGAUUUUAUGUCCUCUAGGUUUUCCUUGCCUUUGUGCAAUGGCUAGAACCUCCAGAACAGUGUUGAAUACUGGUGGUGAGAGCAGGCAUUCCUAGGGGGUUUCCACCAGUUAGACAACCUGGGGUUCUCCCUGGAGGAGGAGGUCCCAGGACCCAGCAGGCCCCUUAAGGCCAGGUCAUCACUCACUUAUCUGAACUCGCAGCAGGAGCGCAGCCUAGCGAGCCGAGCUGGCUGGAGCUUGAGCAGUGCGGAGUCCACCCUGCUUGGGGCUCCCAAGUCCCGGCCCGCUGCCGGCCCCGACCCAGGACGGGGACUGGACUGGGGCGCGGGCUGCCUUUUUAGGGAGGCCAGGAGGCGCGGGUGCGGCUGCUGCUCCCCGACCAGCCCCCCGACUCUGCCCCAGGUUUUGCCCCUACCCUACGGACCAUCCGCCCUCCCCGAAGGGCAGGCCGGGCGGGAUGUGUGGCUCUGGCCCCGGCGCUGGCGCGGAGGUGCUGGCAUUCGGGUGGGGCUGCCCUCUGCGCCCGCGACCCAGCGCUUCCCGGCUUCUUCCAAGGGCAGGCGUGGAAGAAGGACUUGAGGUUCGGGGGCUGCGGCGAACAGACGCCCCAGGGGUGGAGGAGCGGCAGCAACCAACAGAUGCACAGAAAGGUGGCUUCUCCGAAGAGUCCUGUGUCCUACACAGAGAAACUAGACAGGGUUCAGGCACCUCUGGAUUCCAGGCCAACCUGGCAGGGCAAAGGUUUGCAUCUCAGCACUACCCCCUCCUCCCCAGCCCUAGUGGCCUCCAACAGGUCAGUCUGCACUGGCCAGAAGGCUUGAAGGGCGAAGAGAUAAAGAAGUGCAGCCAGAUAGGGACACUACUGAGUAAAUAUAACCAGCAGUACCACAAGUUGUUUCAGGACAUCCCGGUGGAGGAGGUGGUUCUCAAAGUGUGUUCCUGUGCCCUCCAGAGGGACCUCCUUCUCCAGGGUCGGCUCUACAUCUCCCCCAACUGGCUCUGCUUCCAUGCCAGCCUCUUUGGCAAGGACAUCAAGGUGGUCAUUCCUGUGGUGUCUGUGCAAAUGAUCAAAAAACACAAGAUGGCGCGGCUCCUUCCCAAUGGCCUGGCCAUCACCACCACCACCAGCCAGAAGUAUGUCUUUGUGUCACUGCUGUCCCGCGACAGCGUGUAUGACGUGCUGAAGAGGGUCUGCACCCACCUUCAGCCUUCCGGCAAGAAGAGUCUGAGUGUAAGAGAACUUCUGGAGGAACCUGAGUGCGAGUCUCUGCAGGAAGUCCUCAUCCCUGAGAUGAAGUGGAGAAAAGUGUGCCCUGCCUCGAGGUCCCUGUCCCUCCCAGACAACAUCCUUCGUGUCCCUCGGGUAUCCAUGGACUCCACGGACAGCUUCUUCCCCUCCGGGAAGCCUCCAGGGUGUGGAAAUGCUGUCUGUGAGGAGAAGAAUCUGGAGGAGCCCAGGAGGGGCAGGGAGCUGUGGCUCUGGGAUUACCAGUUCCUCAAGGUCUUCAUUGUGCUGACCUGCUUCCUGGUCGCGUUCUCAUCAUACCUGGCCUUCCGCAUCUCCCAGCUGGAACAGCAGUUAUGCUCCCUGAGUCGGGAUGUCCCUGCCCCUGGGCACAGGUAGUAGCUGCUGGGCCUCUGUCCCACUCCUCCGAGAAGGAUGCUCUGGGUGCUAAGCUCCUGCUGACAAUCUCCAUGGUUUAUGCUGCUGCUGUGCUGAGACUGUGUAUGAAGGAAAAUAUUCCAGAUCCUUCCUUUCCUCCAACUCUCCCUCCUUUAGUGAGUGAUCUGAAGUACUUGUUUACAAAGCUCCUACAGUUUUGGGACUCAGACAAAAUGGCAGAUUUUGGAACCCACUGAGGAAUUCUGUACGCUAAGCUUCAGCAACCACUCAAACAAACAAAAAAAUGAACUUGCUCCUUGGAAACAGUCUGGCACACGGGCAGAACACUAACGCCACGCCAAGGGACAGAGGCCAGGUUCCGAUAGCUGGAAUGCGGCUCUCUGUCACAUGGCUCACUCCAAUGGGGGGACCGAGGCCAGAACUCAAGCCACCAGUGUGGGCUCUGCUCUCUCCCAGCGCGCUGCGCUCUCACCUGGACCCCUGAGAGUCCCUGUUCUGGGGCCACAGGGCUUCUUGUAAGGGAUCCAGGCACCCAGCAGACCUGGAGCAGCCCGGAGGGAAGGUGGGGCAAUGAGUGAGGAGAGGAGGGCUCGUGGCUAGAUUCCAGCAGGAGAGGACGGUUCGUGCUCUGUGCUGCGGCUCACUGCCCGCACGAGGGACACCGGCCGGGGCUGUGAAGGAGGGCAGAGGACUGGCGUUCUGUGUCCUCAGCUAACGGUUCCUAGGGAGGCAGGUGGGGCGGGGCCUUUGAUCACUGUGGCCACAGACUGGCACUGGGUCUUCCUCGGGGGCUCAAAGUUUCCAUGGUGCCCCAGGCAGGAAGUAGGGGAUGGGAAGGGUGGGAGGGGUGGUGGCUUUGAUUUGACGUCUUGCUUUGUGCUCCCUGCCUGACUGCCCAGACCUCAGGCUUGGCCAGUAGUAGCCUGUCGGGUGGGCAGCGUGAUGGUGUUGGGCUGCCCCAGGCAGGAAGGCAGGGCUCACCUGUGUCGCCUGCAGUCAGUGUGCUGCAGGCCAUGGAGGGGGUUCCUCUGCUCCACGGGCUCUGUUCCCUAUGAAGCAGGUGGAGGUGUGCGAGGUGGGCCUGAUGUAGUGGGGGUACCAGCCAAGGGGCUCUGUCGGAUAGCUCUGGAGACGAGAGGGAGGGGUUGGAAGAGUAGGCAUGAUGGUAGCUUUGCCGUAGUCCUCUUCUCUGUCAAGGCCUGUAUUCUGAAAAGCUUCUCUGUGCCUCAGACUGCUGGCCUGCUCUCCCUGGGACUCCCAUCUGCUAAGACGGUGCACUUGGAGGUUCUGGAAGGGCCUUUAUGGGGAGGCUAGAAGUAUUAUGGAGAAGCCCUGUUGAUGGGGUGGGUAGUGUCAGAAAUAGCUACUCUUUCCCUCUCGAGACACCUGAGAGGUUAAUGGGGAGAAAUCCAGAUGGAAAUGAUUUAUUAUGGCCCCAUGCUUGUCUGUUCUGUUUAUGAGAAACCCAAAUGAGGACAGGAGGACAGGUGGCAGCGCCCUUUGCACCGUGCAGGCUGUUCAUUCUUUCCCCAUCCCAGGUGCUAGGACUGAGCCGGGCCCCUGUGCCUCGUGGGUUGCUUGCACCAAAUCUGUAUGUCCCCGGUGAAAUUCACUCUUCUGUUCUCCCCAGAGUGCCACACUGGACGAACGGCCAACCUUUUUUUGGAGCGGCCCCCCUUCAUUGCUUCUUUCCAUCAUAUUUGCAGGGAAAUAAUCCUACUUGCCCCAGCACCCCCCCUCCCUGGUGCCUGCUAAAAUGCAGGGAGAAUAGAUCCAUUUUCUGAGCCUUGCUGGGUUGAACCAGAGGUUCAUGAGAGACCAUGAGAAGUGCCAAGUCAUGGGUGACUGUGCCAGGAUGCUGGUGAGUGCUCCAGGCUGAGCAGGGACAGGAGGCAGACUGUAGGGUAGGUGGCUUUGGAGGCCCUCCUGGGGUUCAGGGCUUUAGGUGGCAUAAGCAUGCCUGCCCCUCUUGAGAGCCCUCUCUUUCUCCCCCUGUCUCCUAGCUGGUUCUGUAAGGCUCCUGCACCUUCUGUUGUGCUCAUUUAUAAACGAGACACAUUUAGACAGGCCUUGCUUGCACUGGCCGGUGUCCCUCUAAUUCCCUAAGAGUUUGGUUCGACUAUCCUUGGGUUGUAGCACUAGGGCAUUAGUCUUUGAAAAUAUUUUUAAAUAAAAAGUCUGAUUUUU
Molecule: messenger RNA, 3913 nt
Organism: Manis javanica (Malayan pangolin)
Lineage: Eukaryota; Metazoa; Chordata; Mammalia; Pholidota; Manidae
Gene: GRAMD2A
Product: GRAM domain containing 2A
Biological process (GO): regulation of store-operated calcium entry
Cellular component (GO): endoplasmic reticulum membrane; organelle membrane contact site
Molecular function (GO): phosphatidylinositol-4,5-bisphosphate binding
Source: RefSeq, a predicted model, not a curated record